AUGGCUUCUUCACAAUACUUGGACAACGAUAACAACGACUUCUACCCAAACAUGCGCAUAGAGCUCGGCGCCUCCUCCUUCUCACCCUUCCUUUCCACCCCUUCCUCACACUAUGACCUCUCCUCGAUGACAUGCUCUUCUUCCUCUAUCAACUCUCCAGCCGGAUGGCCAGAAUACUAUUACCCAAUCGAAUUGCGCCGCAGCAGUAACUCGUCGUCCAAGUACUUCAAGUGGGUGCGCCCCAUUGCCCGACCCGGUCGACACAGCAGCCCCGACGAUGACGGCGAUAUUGACGAGGAUGGCACUGACGACUCGUUUUUAGAAGCGGAGUACCCUGUGUUGUCGACGAUGGAUUACAGUGCGCCAGAGUACGACUCUCUUUUUGUUGGGCCGUAUGCGACUGAGCAGCAGCAGCAGCAGCAGCAAGGCUUUCGGUCGCCAAAGACGAAAUUUUUCAAGUGGGCUCGGCCAGGACGACAACAUGGCGGCGAUGACAGCGAUGAUGAUGAAGAGAGGACGGAUAUGGACUACGAGGAUGAUGAUGAUGAGACGGUCAUGUCCAACGGUGAGGACGAGUACUUCUCGGACGCCUGCUCGUACACGUCGGCAUACCCCAGGGAGGCAGGUGCAGGAACAGACUAUGAAGAGGGCAUCAGUAGCGGUGACGAGCAUUCGAUGUCGAUGAUAGGUCUCAAGCGCCUUUAA
Messenger RNA from Linnemannia hyalina, 705 nucleotides. Lineage: Eukaryota; Fungi; Mortierellomycota; Mortierellomycetes; Mortierellales; Mortierellaceae. The record is from the annotation of a GenBank genome assembly.